AUGUCAUUUGCAGAAACAGCGAACACAAACCCACCUCGUUACUUUUGGACUACAUUGCCGCCUUCUCAACGAUGUGUUCACAUUUGGAAAACCAAUCGACCUAGUCGCUCCUACUAUGCUACACCUGGUUCUCUCGCGAAUUUGGCGGGUUCUGACCGUUCACAGUCUCCCAAUGAUCAGGGCAACAGUUUGAGAAGACUGCACACUUUCAACGAGCCGAUCAUUCUCAACAAUGGGUCCAACGCAGCAGUAGUAGCACCCAUGGAAAGCCGUUUAUCUUGGCGAAGUCACAGUCAACCGCCUUUCACAGAUGCAGAUCGGUCUUUACCAACGGGAAAUGUGUCUCCAGCUUUUCUCAACACGGAGUCCACGCAACAGAUACCGGUUACGACGACUACCGAAACGACCACAUGCGGGCAUCGUUCGAAUGAUCGUAGCUCGUUUUGUUCCACAAUCACUGUUUCGUCCGGUGCCCAAAGCCGUCUGCGUAGCAUUCACAGUGCACCUCGUUCUUCCUCCAUCCGACCAAGGUUGUCCGCCUCGCGCCGCGCAGCACGUUCGUUUCGUUCCAUACAGUGCGGCGAGAGUAACAUGAGCAGUAGUAGCAGUAGUAAUAACAGCCUAGUGGGGCGAUACCGGACCAUUAGCGGUGCCCUUCCAAAUGAUACAGCCUCUGAAUUGUGCGCUUCUGACACUCGCUUAUCCGCACUACUUCGUUCCGCAUCACUUCGUUUGGACAACGAAUCUAUUGAGUCACCUACCGCUCCACAUGCUCUCGUUGAUGGAUCAAGUGACCUGGACGAAUUCCCGGCCCUACCAGUUCGCUCGCGUACCGACCAAGCCGCCAUUUCUGCUUGUCUAUCCUCCAACUCAGGACUACCACACUUACAUUUUCGUCCUCGUCCUGUGUCUGAUGGAGCUGUGGCUGGCCUCCUGGUUGCUAAUUGUUCCGCUUCACCUUCCUCGAUCUGCAACACAGCUGAUGUUGUUUCCAAUGUUGCGCCACCAUCAACUCCACUCAAUGAGACAUCAUUAUCGCAAAUCGGUUGCGAACGCCUUGAUUCAUCUGCGGAGACGGACAGCAUCACUAUCACACCUUCUGGGGCUACGGAUGUCACCACACUUUCUACUGUUCGUUUUCCCACGCGUCAUCUGAGAGAGCAAACAGCUGGUGAUGGGGGCACGACCUCCAGUACCAAUACGCAUCAAGAGCCCGAAGCGGACCAUGAUUUCUACCGUUCCAACUCCAGUCGAAUCCCCUACAGAUGUAACGAGCAUUGGCAACGAAUCCUCAUCGGGCUGAAUGAUUUACGGCAAGGCGGGCAUUUUUGCGAUGUGAUCUUACAGGCCGGUGCGGUAAAGAUUUCAGCCCACCGGAAUGUGCUCGCAGCCAGUUCGCGAUACUUUAAUGCAAUGUUCACUGGCCCCAUGGCUGAAGCUCGCUCGCCCUGUGUUCAAAUUCAAGGGAUUGAUGGGGACGCUCUCAUCCAGUUGAUUGACUUCAUCUACACUGGGGAAAUCCUCGUAACUGAGGACACAGUUCAGUCUCUACUUCCGGCCGCCAACUUACUCCAGCUCGGUAAUGUUCGAGCUGCUUGUUGCGAGUUUCUCCAAUCGCAACUACACCCGAGCAAUUGUUUGGGCAUCCAGCGGUUCGCCGACCUCCACGAUUGCCCCGAUUUGUUGGCAUACAGUCGUCGGUUCACCGAACAGCAUUUCGGGGAGCUACUGCAACAAGACGAUGAGUUUUUGGCACUGACUGCUGACCAACUGGAACAGCUAAUUUCCAGCGAUCAACUGGCCGUGUCCGAGGACCAGGUUUUUGAGGCUGUGCUUCGUUGGAUAGCGCAUGAUUCCGAUACCCGUCAACGUUCGGCUCGUCGAUUGUGUGGCCAUGUGCGUUUCGCUCUGUUCCCCCGCGACUAUCUGGUCCGGUUGAGUCAGUCAGAAGUCUUCUUGACCGCGAAUCCUUGGUGCAAAGACUACCUGAUUGAGGCCCUGAGUUAUCAUCUGUUGUCUUGGGAACAGAAACUACGUGUGACCUCCGAACGAGCCAGACCCCGUACGCCCAUCGGUUUACCAAAGGUCUUGAUUGUAAUCGGUGGUCAAGCACCCAAAGCCAUCCGAUCGGUUGAGAUGUACGAAUUCCGGACCGGUUUGUGGCGCUCAAGCGAUACCGACUCCCACCUCACUUCUGUCGCCCAAGCGUCAGAAUCAGCCCAGUCCACUGCUGGUUCAGGGUCCCCGUCUCCAUCAAUGUCGCCUACCACAAGUGCUCGCGUGUCAGUCACCGGUAGCUGCAACUCCUCCGCAGCCGUUGUUGAUCUUCCCAGCCGACGUUGUCGGUGCGGUGUUGCUGUGGUCGGCGGUUUGGUCUAUAUUGUUGGUGGUUUCAAUGGGGCCCUUCGGGUCCGUUCUGUGGAGAUUUACGAUCCGAUUCGCAACAUUUGGCACUCUGGUCCAAAUAUGGAAUGUCGACGUGCAACUCUUGGUGUCGCUGUGUUGAAUGGACACAUUUAUGCCGUGGGCGGUUUUGAUGGAAAUUCAGGGCUGAACAGUGUCGAGGUCUUCGAUAUGUGGUCUGGUAACUGGCGCUUCAUUGCAUCCAUGUCUUGUAGACGCUCCUCUGUUGGCGCUGGAGCACUGGAUGGAAGGAUUUACGCUGUCGGUGGCUACGAUGGUGUGGCUCGCCGUUGUCUUUCCUCUGUCGAGUGUUACGACCCCGUGACAAACAUGUGGACCCCCGUCGCGGACAUGACUUGCCGGUCUUUAGGCGUUACGGCUUGUUUUCUGUCAUCUACUGUCCAGACGCGAGGCUCUUAG
This is a messenger RNA of Dicrocoelium dendriticum, 2823 nucleotides long. Lineage: Eukaryota; Metazoa; Platyhelminthes; Trematoda; Plagiorchiida; Dicrocoeliidae. The record is from the annotation of a GenBank genome assembly.